GCGAGGGGGAGCGAGGAUUGAACACCUGGACCGGACAGGCCGGACCGAGGGACAGCGGCGGAAGGCAGAGCGCCCGGAUCUCUGUCGGGAAGCACAAUCUCCCCAACCCCGCGAGGCCGCGCAGAUCCUCAGCCCCGCGCCCGCUGUUUUCUCUAUCCAUCCCUCGCUUCCCAAGGGCCAUCCCCGGGCCCGGUCAUCUACGCGUGCAUCCUCAGGCUUGGGUCCAUCCCUGGCUCUCGAGGGAACCGCCGUCUCCAUCGUCGCCUCUGCAGAGACUGCACCAGAAGCAGCCCGGGCGGGACCUCGGCGUGAGCAUCGGGCGCCCCCUUAGGAGUGCACGACCCCCAGAGCCGCCCUCAACACGGACCGCGCCCGCUGGGCACACAAGAAUGGUCACUCAGAUACUGGGGGCCAUGGAGUCUCAGGUAGGGGGGGGCCCGACUGGCCCGGCCCUGCCCAACGGACCAAUCCUGGGGACCAACGGAGCCACUGAUGACAGCAAAACCAACCUCAUCGUCAAUUACCUGCCCCAGAACAUGACCCAAGAUGAGUUCAAGAGCCUCUUCGGCAGCAUUGGUGACAUCGAGUCCUGCAAGUUGGUUCGGGACAAGAUCACAGGACAGAGCCUCGGCUACGGGUUUGUAAAUUAUUCUGACCCCAACGACGCAGACAAAGCCAUCAACACCCUCAAUGGCCUCAAAUUGCAGACGAAGACCAUCAAGGUGUCCUAUGCCAGACCCAGUUCCGCAUCCAUCCGAGAUGCCAACCUAUAUGUCAGCGGGCUCCCCAAAACCAUGAGCCAGAAAGAAAUGGAGCAGCUCUUUUCUCAGUACGGUCGUAUCAUCACUUCUCGAAUCCUGGUGGACCAGGUCACAGGUGUCUCUCGGGGUGUGGGAUUCAUCCGCUUCGACAAGAGGAUUGAGGCCGAGGAGGCCAUCAAAGGACUGAAUGGGCAGAAGCCACUGGGUGCAGCUGAGCCCAUCACAGUCAAGUUUGCCAAUAACCCAAGUCAGAAGACAGGACAAGCCCUGCUCACUCACCUGUACCAGUCCUCGGCCCGGCGCUACGCAGGCCCCCUGCAUCAUCAGACACAGCGCUUCCGGCUGGACAAUUUGCUCAACAUGGCCUACGGAGUCAAGAGUCCCCUGUCGCUCAUCGCCAGGUUUUCACCGAUCGCCAUCGAUGGCAUGAGCGGCCUGGCUGGCGUGGGCCUGUCGGGAGGCGCAGCGGGGACCGGCUGGUGCAUCUUUGUGUACAACCUGUCGCCAGAGGCCGAUGAGAGCGUGCUGUGGCAGCUGUUCGGACCCUUUGGGGCCGUCACCAACGUCAAGGUCAUCCGCGAUUUCACCACCAACAAGUGCAAGGGCUUCGGCUUCGUCACCAUGACCAACUACGACGAGGCGGCCAUGGCCAUUGCCAGCCUCAAUGGCUACCGUCUGGGUGAGCGUGUGCUGCAGGUAUCCUUCAAGACCAGCAAACAGCACAAGGCCUGAGUCACCCACCCGCCGCCCUCCCUCCCCGGGCAGCAGAGAGAGAGAGAGAGAGAAAGGAGAGAGAGAGAGAGAGAAAGAGAGAGAGAGAAGGGGCCCAGAGAGCCCAGACAUAACCCCAUCCCUGCGGAAACCACAGGGUGAGCGUGGGGGAUGGGAAGGCCUGCAGGGAGUUCAUUGAGGGUAUCCGGGAGUCCCCUACCCCAUUCUCCCUGCCCUCCCCACCCCAAGCCGAGCUGUUUACUCUCUCGUCUUGGUUUAGUUCAUGGUAAAGGCUUUUGUUUCCUUUUUUCCGGCUAAAAAGAAAGCAGAGACGAGAACCCCCCACCCUCACCACCCUGCACAGGAUGGCUUAGGGAACACCCAGGUCCCCUUAACCAGGCUUCCUCAACACCUAGGUGCGCCUGGAGAGAGGUUUAAAAAUCCCCAAAAUAGCAAAACAUGAAAAGGGGUAUGGGCAUCCUCAGCCCCCCAAACCCCUUGGUAGAAUGUGGGGAAAAGGGGGCGUGGCUGGAAGCAGAAACAAAAUGAA
This is a messenger RNA of Jaculus jaculus (lesser Egyptian jerboa), 2022 nucleotides long. RefSeq names its product ELAV like RNA binding protein 3 (gene Elavl3). Gene Ontology annotation, cellular component: ribonucleoprotein complex. NCBI's taxonomy places the organism in Eukaryota, Metazoa, Chordata, Mammalia, Rodentia, Dipodidae. The record is from RefSeq and is a predicted model, not a curated record. Gene Ontology annotation, molecular function: RNA binding. Bases 390 to 1493 code for a protein of 367 amino acids. The transcript is spliced from 7 exons.